Messenger RNA from Struthio camelus australis, 2018 nucleotides. The record is from RefSeq and is a predicted model, not a curated record. NCBI's taxonomy places the organism in Eukaryota, Metazoa, Chordata, Aves, Struthioniformes, Struthionidae.
CGACGAGGAGCGGAAUAAACUGCCUUAUACAAAUGCUGUGAUUCAUGAGAUCAUGCGCUAUGGUAGCAUUAUUUUAAUCACAAUUCCUAGACAAGCAGUGAAGAACACAACUGUUCUGGGAUAUCAGCUUCCAAAGGGUACUCUCAUUUUGCCAAACAUAGACUCAGCUCUUUUUGACCCUAAAUACUGGGAAACCCCUUACCAGUUCAACCCUGGUCAUUUCUUGGACACGGAUGGAAAUUUUGUGGCCAGAGAAGCCUCAGCCUUUUCAGCAGGGAGGUACCAGCAGAGCAAGAUAAACUGGAUUUAUCCUCUAUGUAUACAGAAGCUUUUCAGACGCAAGUUUCUGAAACUGCAAUGGCUACGAAGACGAUAUCCUCCUGGACCAACUCCGUAUCCCUUCUUUGGCAAUCUGCUGCAGAUGAACUUCCAAAUUCAUCAUGACAUCCUUAAAAAAGUGGCCAAAGCUCAUGGCAACAUUUUCACACUAUGGCUUUCAAACAUUCCUGUAAUUGUCCUGCAAGGGUUUCAGGCAGUGAAGGAGGGUCUGACUGCCCAUGCUGAAGAGGUUGCUGGAAGGCCAACCUCAAUGGUCUUUGAAUUGCUGACUCAUGGAAAUGGUGUUAUGUUCUCUAAUGGUCAUCUCUGGAGGCAACAGAGGCGCUUUGGAAUCUCAAUAAUGAGGAAAAUGGGAGUAGGGAAAAAAGACCAUGACUACCGAGUACAAGAGGAGGCCCAUCGCCUGGUGGAGUACUUGCAGAAAACAAAUGGAAAGCCUCUGGACCCCACAGUACCUGUUGUUCAAGCUAUCUCAAAUGUGAUUUCUGCUGUGAUUUUUGGACAUCGCUUUUCUGUAGAGGAUGAAAAUUUUCGCCGCUUGAUUGAAGCCAUUGAUGAUUUAGCAGCAUUUGGGAACAGCGUCUCUUUUUUUGUAUUUGAAUGGUUUCCCUGGUUUGCAAGGCGUUUCCUAGAACCAUGCAAGAAGGCUAUGUCUGACAUAAGUUUUGUGAACGCUUUAUUAGCAGAAGAGAUUGAAAGCCACAAGAAAAAAGGAAAAACAGAGGAAAAUCAAGAUUUUAUUGAUUUCUAUUUGGAUCAGAUAGCCAAAACUAAAGGAGAUGCUGAUGCUACAUAUAAUGAAGAAAAUUUGACUCAGAGUAUUUUCGACCUGAUUCUGGCAGGCACAGAAACUGGAGCCACCACUUUACGUUGGGCAUUGCUUUAUAUGGUGGUUUAUCCAGAUAUUCAAGAGAAAGUCCAGAAGGAGCUGGACACUGUUCUGGGUCCCUCCCAUUUAAUUUGCUACGAGGACAGAAAGAAGGUUCCCUAUACAAAUGCUGUAAUUCAUGAGAUCCAGCGAUACAGUAGUAUUAUCUUAAUUGCCCUUCCCAGAGAGAGUGUGAAGGAUACGGAGCUGCUGGGAUUUCAUAUUCCAAAGAACACCAUAAUUUUAUCCAAUAUUGACUCUGUUCUGUUUGACCCUGAAAAAUGGGAGACACCUCAUCAGUUCAAUCCAGGUCAUUUUCUGGAUGAAGAUGGAAACUUUGUAAACAGAGAAGCAUUCUUACCAUUCUCAAUAGGGCACCGUGUAUGCAUGGGGGAGCAGCUGGCAAGGAUGGAGCUCUUUAUUUUCUUUUCCACCCUGUUACAAGCAUUCAGGUUCAUCCUGCCAGAAGGGGUGAAAGAAGUCAACACCAAAUUUGUUUUUGGGAGCACCAUGAGGCCAGCUCCGUACCAGUUCUGUGCCAUUCCUCGAUAGGCAACGGUUCUCCACAGAUGCAGGGAGGACUUGCUCUGCAAGAGGAUUGAUGCAUGUGAAUCCCUCUUUGCGUAUCUUAAAAUUUUUGCUUUCCUUAUCUCAACGUUAAUGUCAGUCACUACCCUGACAGAUGUUCUUCAAACAGUUGCAUUCUGAGGAGUGUACCUACAAAAAGUUAAUCUUUCAUUCCUCUUUUCUGCUUUGAAAAUCUUGGUAAAACUCUCAUAAUGCAUAACAAAUAAAGGCAUGAAGGCAACAA